AAAAAUGUAUAAAAGCUUAAAAUGAAAUAAAAUAUAAAAAAUACCUUUAAUAAAAUAAAAAAUAAAAGAUAAAUUAAAACUAAUCUUAUGGGUAAUGCUAGUAGUGAAGUAUGUGUUAAUUAAAAUUAUGUUUCUCAAUAAAAAAUUAACACUAACAUCUUUAUGGUCAAUUUUUCAUUCAUUCAGGAUAAUUAGUAUUAAAUUGCUUAGUUAAAUAAUCCUCAAUGUCAGAACUGUAUGGCAUUUUUUAACAAAUAUAGUAUCUCCAAUCUGAUCGACUAAAAUGAGGCUACUUAAUUUAAUAAGAAUUUGAUUUAAAAAGCUUAAACUUUCUUUUACUAAAAAGCUAAUUAAGCUUUACAUUCUGAAAAACUAAUUUGGGUUUGUGAGUUUUGCUAUUUCCCAAAUAUUAUUGAAAAUCUUGACCAAUAAAUUGUAUAAGAUGCUGUAAAUAUAUAAGGAUAUUUUGAAAAAACUUAAUAACCACAAAUUAAAAAUGCUUAAUAAGAACAACAAUAAACCUAACUUGAAAAUUUCACUAAAAACUCAGGGGAAUAACUAAUUUAUGUGCUUGAUAAUAGUGGCUCAAUGAGUUCAGUUGAAAGUUAUGUUAAAAACGGUGGAGUUGUUUAAUUAUCUCGUAAAUAAAGUGUAAUUUAAUCAAUUUAAGAAAUGUCUAACUAAGGUAAUAGCUUAUAAAACAAAGAAAUAUAGUUAAUAGUCUUUUCUGACGAAGUCUAAAUUUAUACUAACAUUUAGGAUAAGCCUCAUAAUGUUAGCUCAUCUUCCUUAAAUAACUGGGAUCAACUAAUUGCAAGUGUGUAAGGAAUUUAAGAGUAAAUGGUUGGAGUUCCUGCAGAAUAAGUAAAUGAUUUACUUACAAUCUAUAGGAAAUCAAAUAAAAUGGGCUCAACUGCUUUAGGUCCAGCUAUUCUUUCAGCAGUGGAAAUUGCAAAAUCUAAUAGGGGAAGCUAAAUAAUAUUAUGUACAGAUGGAAUGGCUAAUCAAGGCCUUGGAUCUAUAUCUCAAUAAUAGUAAUCAACCUAAUUCUAUUAAGAUGUAGCUUAAUAUGCUAAAUAAAAGGGUGUGUAAGUAUCAAUCAUCGGAAUAGGAGAUGAUAAGAUGGGUUUGUAAGUGAUUGGUAAGUUAGCUGAGAAAACUAAUGGCUCUGUUUUUAAGAUUGAUUUAUCUAACUUAAAUGAUAAGCUUGAUAAUAUUCUUUAAGACAAAAUGAUAGCAAGUGAUGUAAAAAUGAAAAUAUUUAUACAUAAAAAUGUGGUACUUGAAGAUAGAGCAAAAGAUGAUUUAGAAGUAGAUGUUGGAAAUGCUACUAGAGAAAGCUGUAUCACAUUUGAAUAUCUUAUUUAACAUCCUGAAGAAUUAAAAGAUGUAUCUUCCAUCCCUUUCCAAGCAUAGAUAGAAUACACAGAUUUAAAUGGUUAAAGAUAAUUUAUAGUUGUAACUAAGUAGAUUAAGACUACCUAAAAUGCUUAGGAAGUAGAUAACAACUUAAAUAUGGAAAUAGUUGAAAAAAGAAUGGCUUAAAAAUGUGCUAACUUGAUAAAGCAAGGAGAUGCUAAAUAGGCUAAGCAGUAUUAGUAGUAAUGGAACAGCUUUGUUGAGAAGAAUGACAACUAUACUGAUUAUCAACAGUAGCUUAAAUAAUAGUAACAGAUGAUAGAAAAAUUAGCUUCUGAAGGAGCAGAUAAUGAAAAAGCUCAAGUAUAAUUACAAUAAAUGCAAUAAGGCAAAUUCUGGAAAUGA
Molecule: messenger RNA, 1764 nt
Organism: Tetrahymena thermophila SB210
Lineage: Eukaryota; Ciliophora; Oligohymenophorea; Hymenostomatida; Tetrahymenidae
Product: Sec23/Sec24 trunk domain protein
Exons: 4
Biological process (GO): COPII-coated vesicle cargo loading
Cellular component (GO): endoplasmic reticulum exit site; COPII vesicle coat
Molecular function (GO): zinc ion binding; SNARE binding
Source: RefSeq, a predicted model, not a curated record